CCAAUAGUCUGCAGCGCAGGUUAGCUUACCUCCAGCUUCCGGCGGUAUUUUCUAGUGGCAAAAAUUCAGUAUCAAACCGCAACGGUGUCGUGUUUUUUCUACGCCUUUUUAUCCCCCAUACACAAUAAUCUAUAAUUCACAAUGCCAUUCUGGGGUAAAUCGGAACCCAAGCCUGCCGAGGAGGCGAAGCCGUCGCCGCCGGCGUCCUUUGAUGAGGCCAAGCUGCCCAAUCGAGAGAAGCUCCCCACGAAACUCCAGGAGCUGGUCAACAAGGCGGAUGAGGACAACAGCUUCUUUGAUGAUGUGAAGAAGGGCUACGGCCCCGAUUCGACCGAAAGCAACGUCCGAUAUGCCGCCUAUGCCACCCGAUUACGAACCAUUAUGCUCUCCGCUCACCGAUACGUUGCCUACACAUCUGACAUUGGCGAAUCGUUCCGGCCGGUAGCGCAUCCCAAAAUAGUCAAGGGCGCCUACGCCAUCUCGUGGCUGUAUAUCCUGGGUGACGUCUCGCACGAGGGUUACCGUGCCUACUGGCGCAACCAGCGCAUCCUCAACCCACAGCUUGAGCUUACCUCACACCAAGAAAAGAUUACCGGUCUCCCGGCAUCACAAAAUGCCGUAGUCCAGCCUGGCGUCGUGCCGCCUUUGGAGGACUGGCGAACCGUCAUGGUCCAGCGUGGUAUCUUCCAGAGCAUUGCCAGUAUGGGUCUGCCGGCCUUUACAAUCCACAGUGUCGUCCGUUACUCUGGUAGAGCGCUCAAGGAUGUCAAGAACGCCACUGUCCGCACUUGGGCACCCAUCGGUCUUGGCCUGGCCGUCGUACCCUUCCUGCCCACGCUCUUUGACGAGCCCGUCGAGAACGCUGUCGAGUGGGCGUUCCACACUGGCUUCGAGAAAUUUGGCGGCAAGCAAGCUGUUGGCAAAGCGCCGGUCACUGGACGCGAGGAUCUGCUCGGAGAGAAGCCUAAGAAGGACUAAAGAGGCGGCGCCGCGGAGGCCCGUGUUGUAUGUGAAUUUGGCUUGAUUUUGCUAGCGUUCUACCGUACCCAUCUUUGCUCAGUUACCAGACUUAAAAUAAACUGUGUUUAUAUCG
This is a messenger RNA of [Torrubiella] hemipterigena, 1093 nucleotides long. NCBI's taxonomy places the organism in Eukaryota, Fungi, Ascomycota, Sordariomycetes, Hypocreales, Clavicipitaceae. The record is from the annotation of a GenBank genome assembly.